Messenger RNA from Penicillium robsamsonii, 2826 nucleotides. RefSeq lists its product as uncharacterized. Bases 1 to 2826 code for a protein of 941 amino acids. The record is from RefSeq and is a predicted model, not a curated record. NCBI's taxonomy places the organism in Eukaryota, Fungi, Ascomycota, Eurotiomycetes, Eurotiales, Aspergillaceae. The transcript has a single exon. Gene Ontology annotation, cellular component: cell cortex of cell tip. Gene Ontology annotation, molecular function: protein binding.
AUGAAGCACAAGGCGAAGGCACUCUUACUUGCGCUUCUUGCGCUCGUGGAUUCCUCUAGUGCAAUCCAAUACACCCCGUCAUCGAUCUUCCUUUCCCCGCAACACAAUGGCUCUCUCGCAUAUAUCCUCCGUCCCAGCUCCACCGGUGAAACCGAGUUCGUCUCCCUCAACUUGUCCAGCAGUAUCGAUGUCGAGAAUGUAUCAUAUCAAACGCUGCUGAAGAGCUCACCUUUCCAUGAUUCUGAUGUGAACUCGAGCUUCAUCCCCGCUAUCAAUGACCAAGGGCUCAUCACAGUCUACUCGGGCAACUGCCACAAGGCAUCCGAUAACCCGGUACUCUGGCAGUUCCACCCAAACAGCAAAAGUUUAGUCGGCAAUGGCACUUGGGAUGGACUGCCAGUUAUCACCAGCGACGCAAACACCGCACCGAACUAUCUGGCGGCGGGGUUCACGUAUUCGUCAUCCCGCCGCGAAAAUGAGAGCUCGAUGUACGCUUUUGGUGGGAUGUGUCCAUUCGCGAACAGCACGGAAGAAACAUGGAUCUCGGCAGCCAACUACUCCCGGUCGACGGUCGUGGUAGGGCCGAGUCCCUAUUACAACACCAAAUACACCGCUGCCACGACUGGCAAGCGUGCACCGCCAAUCGCUGAAGCUGGAAUGGCCGUUGUACCGCUUCAACCUACAUAUUCUGCCGGUUCUACGGGGAAACAACAGGACUUUUUGUUUAUUGGUGGCCAUACUAGGCAGGCGUUCCUUAACAUGUCGCAACUUGCCAUUUUCUCGCUACCGCAGCAAAGCUGGAGCUUUGUUUCUGCAAUUUCAGAUUCAACCCCCAAGACUGAGCUGACUGUUCGGGAUACAGUUUCAGUUGAGCCUCGCUCCGGUCACACUGCGGUUCUAUCGGAAGAUGGAAAUAAAGUAUUUGUGUUUGGAGGUUGGGUGGGCGAUGUCACUGUCCCCGCUAAACCGCAGUUUGCAGUUCUGGAUCUCGCAGAAGGGUUUGGCGGAACCAGCGAAUGGAUCUGGACAGAACCCUCUUUCGAAGGACUAGGGAUCGCCGAAGGUGCUGGAAUCUUCGGACAUGGAGCGGCAAUGCUCCCUGGAGGCGUGAUGAUGAUUUCUGGUGGCUACAAUAUCCCGAAGUCAUCCUCGAAACGGGCCUCAGCAACUGCACAGUCCAACUCGCGGGUCUAUCUCUACAAUGUGACUUCGAGAAAUUGGGUCACUUCUUACAGCAAUCCUGCAGCCAGUCCCUCGAAUACUUCCUCCGGUUCCAGGAAGCUUUCAUCAUCCCAAAAGGCCGGCUUAGGAGUUGGACUGGGCAUUGGCUGCCCUGCUGCUAUGGCCAUCGUUUUGUGUGGAUGGAACUAUCACCGCAAGCGCCGCGUAAAGAGUAAGCGAGACUCGCAGCUACGAGAACUUGCCUUAGGAGCAGAACGAUCUCACUUUUGGGAUCGAGACUGUCCAACCCAAGCAAGCAGCAUUCGGAGUUCUGGAAUGAGCGAAAGAAGAGAUGGCCCCAUGUAUCCUUGGUUGGCAAAUCGCACCCAGACAACACAGCCCGACUGGAAAGAUCAAGGCGAAGUCACGGCGGAGAGGACUGGGCUUCUGAUGGACCCUACUAGUCCAUCUAAGAAUAACCGACCACCUGUGGUACCUUCAGUGAACAAUAAGCCAUUCUCAUAUCGAAAUAGUGAAUACCGGCGUAGCGAUGCCACUGGUGAUAUCCAUCCUAUCGAUGAACGCGAGGAAGACGAAGCGAUGUUCCGAGAACAUCUCAUGGCUACAAUCCCACCUGGAACAAGACCCACGGUCAAGAUGGCGGAGUCUGAAGACCCCUUCUCAGAUACCCCUUAUGCAACUCCCCGGAGCACCGUCUUUGGAGUUGGCCUGGGUCCUUUCUACAGCCGGCGAAAGGACAUUGGAUCUAUGGAUGUCGAGUCCCCGACAAAAAGCGAACGAACGGCCACCAAUUUGUCAGACAACUCAGCCUUCUCUUUUGCGUCUUCCCAGCCUAUAAGCAAGGUCAACCAAGCACGAGCCAUCCUUGUCGAUCGACCUACGAGCUGGGGCAGUGGGCGCCAGUCACUGGAAUACCUCGCCGUGGGCUCAACACAAAGCGACCCAGACGGCGUAGCCCCCUCGGAGAAGUCUGUCUCAGCGGAUUCCUACUCUACAGCCCAGACAAACCUCUCCCACCGCCAGUCAGAGAACGAAUCCCUUCUCUUCGACGCCCUCGAUUCCACCACGGCCCCCUCCUCUCCCUCAAAACUACCCCGAGAAUCCAAACCAAGAGCCUCCGACUGGGUAAUGAACACCAUGCGCCGAGCUCUAACAAUGAGCCGCCGCAGCCCAGACAGCCAGCUGUACUCCAGUGCUAGUACCACCAGCACAGCGCACCGCGCCUCCGGCAUUGACCGCAGUAGCACGAUACUCGGAUCCGGCCAACGAUCUUCAGCAGUACCCAGCACGCCGCGCCGAGCAGUUAGCGCUUCGGCAGAGCUAUUCCGCCGCAAGCAGGGUGCCAAAGAUUGGAACGCGCACAAAAGAGUCUCAGACGAUGUCUUCAAUACUGCCCGGUCUACGCGUGACGAUCUUUUCGUCGGUGCGCCGGGAUACCUAGGUAACGAAACUGGCUUUGGCGAUGACGAGGAAGAUGUCCAUGAUUGGGACCUUGAGGGUGCUGCUGAGGGCCUACGAGUCCAGACUACUUUUACCGUUCCUCGAGAGAAACUCCGUGUUGUUAAUGCUACUGCUGGCGAUAUUGAUAACAUGUCUGAGCGCUCUGUCAGUUGGGGUACUGGGAACCGGAGUGUUAGUACCUAG